AUGGCCACAAUCAAGGAGAUCACCAGCUACUCUGAGUGGGAUGCCCACCUGGCAUCCCUUCCUCCAUCUACGCUGCUCAUCAUCUCAUUCCACGCCCCGUGGGCCGCACCAUGCGCCCAGAUGGCCACAGUUCUCAGCACCCUCGCCUCCGAGUACCCCGCCGACGGCUCAACAUCCUGGGUCUCCCUGAACGCAGAGGAGCUCUCCGACAUCAGCGAGAAGUACGACGUCACCGCAGUCCCAUUCCUCGUCCUCUCAAAGAACGCCAAAGUCCUCGAGACCGUCAGCGGCAGCAGCGCAGUCAAGGUGCGGAACGCGAUUGAGACACAUGCGGGCAAGCCUGGUGCGACAACCGCCGGCGCCACAAACGGUGCCUCGGCGGGAGACGCCAUGGCCGUGGACGAACCGGCGGAGACAGACCCAGCAAAAGCAAAGGAGGAGCUCACCAAGAGGCUGGAGGAGCUGGUCAAGGCGGCGCCGGUCAUGCUAUUCAUGAAAGGUACCCCCAGUGGACCGCAGUGUGGCUUCUCGAGGCAGAUGGUGGCGUUGCUGCGGGAGAACUCGGUCAAGUACGGCUUCUUCAACAUUCUGGCGGAUGAUGAAGUACGGCAGGGCCUCAAGGAGUUCGCGGACUGGCCCACAUACCCGCAACUAUGGAUUGAGGGAGAGUUGGUGGGCGGUCUGGAUAUCGUCAAGGAGGAGAUUGAGAACAACCCAGACUACCUCAAGCCGUACAGCGUUAAAGGCAACGGCGAGUGA
Messenger RNA from Diaporthe amygdali, 759 nucleotides. Its product is annotated as monothiol glutaredoxin-4. Gene Ontology annotation, molecular function: 2 iron, 2 sulfur cluster binding. The record is from RefSeq and is a predicted model, not a curated record. The transcript has 2 exons. The coding region runs from base 1 to 759 and encodes 252 amino acids. Lineage: Eukaryota; Fungi; Ascomycota; Sordariomycetes; Diaporthales; Diaporthaceae.